AUGGCUCGGAGCCUGGAUACCCUCCCCUUCGAUGUCUUUUAUCAGAUCGCCACGUCGCUGGACGACCGUGACUUGAUCCAUCUGAGCCGCGCCAACCAUGCUCUCCGCACCCUGACGAAUAGCGAUCUCAUCGCCCGCAAGACGGUCGAGCGCGUACUGCGAUAUAGCGAGGAAGGCCACGCAGCCUUACGAGCCCAGGCUGGCUACCGCAAGGCUGUUGGCCACCGCUUUGACAUCAAUGAAGCGAUCGCGACAGCGGACCCGUAUUCCGUCUGCGUCUUAGCCUUUGGCGCCGACUUCCUCUAUGAGCAAGGCUUUCUCUGUUAUCGCGUCGGGCAUGAAAUCCGGCUUCUCAACGUGCAUGGCGUCGACGAAUACGAACGCGUGUUGAAUCUCUACGAUGUACUUCCCCACCUGGAGGGUUCGAGCCACUUGGACGCCGCCGAGCGGGUGACACUCGUCCACUAUCACGAUGGCGUCCUCGUCUUACGAGUGGCCAGCAGUCACGAUGGCUUCACAGACACGUUGCUAGUGUUGGAUAUGCAGCCUCAUCCCCGGCCUACCACGGGACGACGAGGACGACUGCUUCUACAAGCGGCGGUGCCUGCAACUGUGCCCAUCUUCGUGCGCAAUAACCGCUCCUACAUCUGGUACGGCACUUUUACGGCCCUGGAUGAUUCCAAUGGAGUCUGGGCAGUUUCUGGAGUAGAUUUACUCACUCUGCAGACGAUAAACUUCUCUCUCGACGGAGUGGUCGAAGGUGAUGUGGGCCAAACAGUUGCCUUUGAGAUGUACGAGGCAUGCCUCUAUGUAGUCUCCACACAGGCUACAUCAGGCGACGACGAACGGUACUCCUCUUUCUAUCAUUGUGCCUGCUACGCUCCGCGAAACAAGGGCCAGAAAUGGAAUGGACGCCUGUGGCGCCGUGAGCACCGCGAGGGACCGAUCAAUGAGAUGUGGACAGACCUGUCGAUCCGGAUGGACGAGACGACCGGUCGACCGGUCAUUCUCGAAUGUCGCCGCGAGUGGCGACAGGGAAAAAGCGAAAACCAUCGAACAAAUUACAUCGAGCCCCUCCCAACUCCUGAAGAGGCCUUUGGCGAGCGGAACGGCGAGACGCCUCCGCGGUGGGUGAACGAGGUCAAGGACCUCAACCCGGGUGACAACCGGCAGACCUACAACGAGCGCCCCGAAAAGCGACUGCGCCGCUACUACCAUCCCGAAUAUGAGGACACGCAUGACCAAAACACACGGCAGGAAUUUAUUGCUGUCCGCACGAAACACCGAAGUUAUCACCUCUCCGCUGCUACCUUCGUGGACCUCGUCAACGACCCCCAGGCGGACGGUCUGCGGUCCCGGGACCGAUUGCGCCUGCGAACAGUCUCGCGGAAGCGCAAAUGCCCCCUGGAUGAGGAAGGCAUGCUCCUCAAACCGACCCAGGCCGACGCCGAUGGCCGACCUGUGGAAGGCUCCGAAGAACAAUUCGUUUCUCGCGGUGUCCGCCUCUGGCCACCUAAGGACUCUCCUUCCGAACUGACCCAACUUCUCUGCCCCGAUACCCGCCUGGGCGCCAUCCGUGCUGUCUCGGACGAGCGCUCUCUCAUCUAUUCCGUUUCCUCUCCAGGUCUCUCUCACAACGAUCGGGCUCUGAUCCUGAUCAGCUUUGACCCUAAGAUCCGUUUUCCGGAUUUCCCGUCCCUCCGCACCAUGAAGGCAGCCACAACUGGGCAGAUGUUCCCCGUAGAAGUACCGCGACCCGAGUCGAGUAACUUUCUCAUCAGAAAGUCGGAGCCACUUUACAAGGCUAUCCGACGAGGAUAUUGGGUCCGAUAA
Penicillium argentinense is the source of this 1833-nucleotide messenger RNA. RefSeq names its product F-box domain protein (gene fbx15). Gene Ontology annotation, molecular function: protein binding. Bases 1 to 1833 code for a protein of 610 amino acids. The transcript has 2 exons. NCBI's taxonomy places the organism in Eukaryota, Fungi, Ascomycota, Eurotiomycetes, Eurotiales, Aspergillaceae. The record is from RefSeq and is a predicted model, not a curated record.